CUGAGGAACUGUUCUUGAUGGGGAAAUGUAGAUCUUAUCUACUCUGUGGCAGGAAAAGGUCUUUUCUUUCAUUUUGUAAGAAACAGCACAGAGUUCCUCCUGCAUCUGCUCCAGCUGUGCCUGCAGCCCAGCACGGCCGGGUGAUGCCAUUCCCAAACUGCUCAGCCCCCAACCCUGUGGUGGCCACAGCUGUGGGUGUCCUGCUGGGGCUGGAGUGCUGGCUGGGUCUGCUGGGCAAUGCGGUGGCGCUGUGGACCUUCCUGUUCCGGGUCAGGGUGUGGAAGCCGUAUGCUGUCUACCUGCUCAACCUGGCCCUGGCUGACCUGCUGUUGGCCGUGUGUCUGCCGUUCCUGGCCAUCUUCUACCUGAGCCUCCAGGCUUGGCAUCUGGGCCACGUGGGCUGCUGGGCCCUGCGCUUCCUGCUGGACCUCAGCCGUGGCGUGGGGGUGGCCUUCCUGGCCGCCGUGGCCUUGGACCGGUACCUCCGUGUGGUCCACUGUCGGCUUAAGGUGAACCUGCUGUCUCCUCGGGCGGCCCUGGUGGUCUCGGGUCUCAUCUGGCUCCUGAUGGUGGCCCUUACCUGCCCAGCCUUGCUCAUCUCUGAGGCCACCCAGAACUCCACCAGGUGCCACAGUUUCUACCCCAGGGCAGACGGCUCCUUCAGCGUCAUCUGGCAGGAAGCACUCUCCUGCCUUCAGUUUGUCCUCCCCUUUGGCCUCAUCGUGUUCUGCAAUGCAGGCAUCAUCAGAGCUCUCCAGAAAAGACUCCGGGAGCCUGAGAAACAGCCCAAGCUUCGGCGGGCCCAGGCACUGCUCACCGUGGUGGUGGUGCUGUUUACUCUAUGCUUUCUGCCCUGCUUCCUGACCAGAGUCCUGAUGCACAUCUUCCAAAAUCUGGGGAGCUGCGGGGCCCUGUGUGCAGUGGCUCAUACCUCGGAAGUCACGGGCAGCCUCACCUACCUGCACAGUGUGCUCAACCCCGUGGUGUACUGCUUCUCCAGCCCCACCUUCAGGAGCUCCUAUCGGAGGGUCUUCCACACCCUCCGAGGCAAAGGACAGGCAGCAGAGCCCCCAGGUUUCAACCCCAGAGACUCCUAUUCCUGAAAACAGCCAGCGUCCUCAACGCCCGUGUUUAUGGAACUACCUGCAACCUAAAUAAUAAUCACUUCUACUUUGGGAUUCUGGAAGAAGAGGAAAUCUUGAGACUGCAAUACAAGGAUCAGAGCAUAAACAUGGGCACAGUUGCUGCAGGUGUGGUCUCAUACUUUGUGGACCGGGAUGGUCCUCUGUGAUUUUACCUUGUAGAGUGGCAAAUCAAAAUGAACAAGCCAGAACCUCCUCCUACCCAACUAUGAUGCAGAUUCAGUUGCUGAACUGAAAAGUCGGGCAGCUACUGCAUCUCCACACUUGAAGAAAUGUAAUUUGCUAAAUCAGUGAAGGAAGAGAAGAAAGCCGGGUGCUGGCAUCUUUCCAACUCUACUUGGUCUCAGCAAGUCACUUUCAUUUACCCUGCUUCAGUUUUAAAUGCAAAAAGAAACUAUGUUGUCUUCUCACCUGCUGUGCAGACUGGGGAUGACCGACAUCAGAAAGUGCCCUGGUUCUAAAAAGAGGCUCUGCUGUCUAUAAGGUACUGUCGUCCAUGCUAGGCUUUAUUUGGAGCAUAACAUUUUUGUUUUCACAAAAUUUUGCUUCAUUUUUUUAGAUGAUACGUUAUGUUAAGGAAAAUGUAGUGAGUUCCCUAGUUUACUGUAAGAAACUUUUUCCUGAUACAUUUCUGGAAUUUGCCUCUAGAGGCUGCUUUUUAAGUUUGAAUGCCUAAAAGGCUUUUGAAAUGUACUUUGCUUCCCCUGAUGUGAAAAAGGGGUCACAGAACUUUAUACCUCCUGGGAGAAGUGCACAAUGUAAGAUAUCUCGUGGCAUUGGAAAUGGUCAUUUCCAACCCCACUGGCACAGCUGGUGGACAACGGUACAAGGGACCACCUGCCAGGGCUCCAUGGGCCACAGUGUGAAGGUGGGCAGGCGUCCAACCCCAGCCCCUGGAUGCCGUUACAAUGGCUGCAUCUUUUCAUCUCAUUCCUUGUGAAUUGUAUUCCAAAACUGAGUCUCAUGAUGAUCUUAAAAGAUUUCCAAAGUCACUUUCCUUGUUGCCUUAUCUCUCAUUCUCUGUUCAAACCUAGAAGUUUGCUUAGGACCAAAAAGCCGUCACCACCAUGCCCAGAGGAGGUGGAAGGCCUGCCUUGUCACUGACAUGGGCCUCAUGAGCCUCCCUUCAGCCUCCCUGGAGCUGCACUCCUGUUAUUCGUGUGCAGAAACUCUUCUUUAUCUCCUAACACGAUACAACACUUUUCUACUAAAUAUCAGUUCUAAGGUGUUUUGAUGCCUUCGAUUAUCCCACAGGGGUAGUCCCAAGCUUUCUGUCAAAUGUAAGGUUAAAAAUGAUGGCUUUAGGCAACAGAAAAUGGCAAAUCUCCCAUCUGCAGAGCUGACAGCUUGCCAGGGAGGUUCCUUAUCAGAACCAAAUUUGAAAUGUGGGAGUGGGUUCCGCCUGUUCUAAGAAAAGAUGUAAAAAUCUGCCUAACAAAAGGAGUAUAAUUUGGAAUUCUACCAGCAUUACUUUGCUACUGUCUUAAGUUUUAUUUCCUCCUAAGUCAAUAGAAUUUCAAAGGGCUAAGAAAGGAACAGUGACCAGAUAGUUGUGAGAUGACUGAAUAAAAUUCUUUAA
Piliocolobus tephrosceles (Ugandan red Colobus) is the source of this 2721-nucleotide messenger RNA. It is a transcript of the gene GPR31, whose product is annotated as G protein-coupled receptor 31. Lineage: Eukaryota; Metazoa; Chordata; Mammalia; Primates; Cercopithecidae. Gene Ontology annotation, molecular function: bioactive lipid receptor activity. The record is from RefSeq and is a predicted model, not a curated record. Gene Ontology annotation, cellular component: membrane. Bases 18 to 1103 code for a protein of 361 amino acids. The transcript has a single exon. Gene Ontology annotation, biological process: negative regulation of inflammatory response; G protein-coupled receptor signaling pathway.